Molecule: messenger RNA, 4305 nt
Organism: Triplophysa rosa
Lineage: Eukaryota; Metazoa; Chordata; Actinopteri; Cypriniformes; Nemacheilidae
Product: UDP-glucuronosyltransferase 2C1-like
Exons: 2
Coding region: 112-1707 (531 amino acids)
Molecular function (GO): UDP-glycosyltransferase activity
Source: RefSeq, a predicted model, not a curated record
AGCUGUGACGAAACGUUUAACCGCGAAUUCAGAAGCGAAUUAUUGAGGUUAAAUUUGGCAGGACUGACUCCGUGUUGGAAGCUUUCUUGUGGAUAUCUCUCAUCCGGGGCCAUGAUGGGACAGAUUUUUCAGAUGUGUGGCCAAAUCAUCAUAACCCUCCUGGUGUUGAUUGCCCCGGUUGUUCAGAGUGGGAAAGUUCUUGUCUUUGCAGUGGACGGCAGUCACUGGGUCAAUAUGAACAUCAUGAUCGAGGCCCUUCAUGCCAAAGGUCACAAUAUCACAGUCAUUCGGAUGUCAGACAGCUGGUACAUCAAAGAAUUCUCACCUCACUACACAUCCAUCACUGUGAAUUCUCCUGGAGGGUUUGAUGAAGAAUCCUUCGAGAUGUUUGCAUCCAGACUUAUGGCAAUUCAAAGGGACGGCUCCACGUGGGCUCGACUGAACCUGGAGAUCGAGAUGUGGCAAACUACUUUUGAGAUCACCGAAACUGAAAGCAAGAUGAUAAAACAUAUGAUGGAAGACGAGGGGAUAAUGCAGUCCUUCAAAGAGGCCAAGUAUGAUUUAAUGCUUACAGAUCCACUGUUGUUUGGAGGUGUCCUGUUGGGGCACUACCUGAAAUUACCCAUCGUCUACAAUGUCCGUUGGACGAUGUAUAAUGAAGGUCAUUUUGCGAUAGCCCCUUCACCGCUAUCUUACGUGCCCACACCAAUGCUGGAGUUAUCAGAUCGCAUGACCUUCUUUGAAAGAGUGAAAAAUGUUUUAAUGUACUUUGUAUAUGAAACGCAGGGUGCCAUCCUGUUUGGUCCAUAUUAUAAUGCACUUUGUGAACAGUUUAUUGGACCCGGAGUAUCCUUCCUCAGCUUAAUUCAAAGCGCUGAUCUGUGGCUACACAGGGCUGAUUUUAUUUUUGAGUUUCCACGGCCCACUAUGCCAAACAUUGUCUACAUGGGUGGCUUUCAGUGCAAGCCAUCAAAGCCUCUUCCGGCAGAUCUCAAGGACUUUGUGCAGAGCUCUGGAGAUCAUGGUGUCAUCGUCAUGUCUUUGGGAACUCUCGUUGGUCAGCUUCCUGAUGCUGUGGCUGAGGCCGUUGCUGAAGCUUUUGCAGAACUUCCACAGAAGGUCAUCUGGAGAUAUAAAGGAAGGAGACCAUCUGCACUGGGGAACAACACCUUAAUAAUGGACUGGAUACCUCAGAAUGAUCUUCUGGGUCAUCCUAAAACCAGAGCUUUUGUAGCUCAUGGUGGAACCAAUGGUAUUCAAGAAGCCAUCUAUCAUGGGGUACCAAUCAUUGGAUUUGGGCUGAUCUUUGACCAGCCCGAUAAUCUUUCAAAGAUGAGAGUCAAGGGUGUAGCCAAGACUGUAGACUUUGGCACAGUGGAUAAGAACUCUUUCCUUGAAACUGUCAAAGAGGUUCUUUAUGAUCCCAGUUAUCGGGAGAACAUGCAGAGACUCUCAAGACUUCACAGAGAUGUUCCAGUCAAGCCUCUGGACAACGCCAUCUUCUGGAUUGAGUUUGUCAUGAGGCACAAAGGUGCCGCUCAUUUACGCACAGAGUCGUACAAAAUGCCCUGGUACUCCUAUCAUUCUGUUGAUGUUAUACUGUUUCUGCUGUCUGCUGUGAUGCUCAUAACCCUGACCACAUAUGCACUUAUUAGACAUUUAUGCUGUAGAAUAUGUUUGAGAAAAACAAAAAACAAACUACAAUGAUUUUUUAAAUAGAAACAGAUUUUACUGAUGUCGACUGCAAUACACAAUUUCUGGGCAUUUGGAUGAGAGAAAAUGAAAUGUUUGUCAAAAAACUGCAUUUUGUUCAUUUUGAGAAAAGAAUGAUUAACAUCAGCUAGUUUGUUUCAGUUCGUUUGUAAUUCUGAUUUUGACUGUGUGCAAAUCAGUACUACGCUAAGUGUCCUACACUAUGUUAUACAGUCGGACAACAUAUAAUAAGUCCUGCCCCAUACAUAGUCAUGUAUUGUUAGUAUAUAUAAAUAUUGUAUAACUACAUUAACACUAUAUGGACAAAAUUCUAAUUUCCCUUCUAAUAAACAUAUUUACUCUAGUAAUUCUAAUCAAAACUACUAUUAAUACUACACCAUACAAUACCAUAUUUAACAAUUGAUAUUAAAAGAUGUUUCCAUAUUUGUAUCAACAGUUUGGGAAAGGCCUUUUUUGUUCCAAAAUGACUGUACCCCUCAAGUCAUUGUUUGGGUGACGAGUGUUGGCUCAAAGGUGUUCAGCUGGGUUCAGGAUUGGGCAUUAUGCAGACCAGUCAAGUUCUUCCAUACUAGACUCAAUCAUCUAUUAAUAAUAAUGUCAAUGCAACUAUGUUCAGAAGUCUGAACAUUUGACUGUUAUAAUAUUGAUGUUUGUACUCCUUGCUGUUGCUGUCUUUCCAAACAGCACUAUGUGGAAUUGUUUUGGAAUUGGAAUCAUGUUUUAUUUAGUUUGUGAAAUGUAGUUACAGUCAGUACUGUUGUUGUUUAUCCCUACAUUUUCAUUUACAAGACAUGAAGUUCAAAUGACAUAAACAUGCUAUUUGGAUUAAUUAUUAUUAUAAAUAAUCUUAUGAAUGUUUAUAAUUAGACAUAUGUUUAUUAAAUUUGUUUAAUGUUAAUCUGCACCGGUCAAGAUGACCCUGUGAUAUUAGUUUUAAGCGUUUGUUAUCAUGGGAAAAACAGACCUUAUAAUGUCACGACUAGCCAAUCAGAAUCAAGUAAUCCAGAAGGCCGAGUAAGGCCUGAUUCACAUUUCCCAUCUAAAACCACGCGGAAAACGGCACUCCAAAAAGUUGAACUAUUUCCAUCUCGAUGCAGCGCCGACACGCCUAGAAAAAUGUGUCUACAUUUAAAAUAACAAAAAUGUGUGCGGAAAAGACGCAAAAUGUGAAUCGGGCCUAAGAAGUUUGUGUAACACUUUACUUAAAGCCUUUAUGUAUAAUGCAUUACAAAGCGUUAUUAAAUGGUAUGAUGCAUCAUAAUUGUUCAUAAUAUGUGUUUUAAUACAUUAAAUGUUGUAAAGAAUUAUAACCAAAUAAAAAAUGCAAAGUGUAACAAUGAAUUGAUAAUGUAUUAACUGUACUUACAAUACAUUGCAUUGCAUUAUAAGGUGCAUUAAAAGGCAUAAUUAAUACAUUAAAACUACUUUUAUAAUGCAUUAUACAUAUAUGCUUUAAUUAAAGUUUACCUAUGGACUGUAUAAUAUAAACGUCACCCGUAGGUUUCUGAGAAGCUUUUUUGAAGCCUAAAGUGGGCGGAGCCCGCUGUCACCAUAUUAGCAGCGUGUCACCAUGCGUCACUCCCGUAUAAUCAAAAAUGGGUAAAAAGGUGGGACGUGGUUGGAUCUGAGGUGCCUGGUGCUGAAACCACCUGUCACUCAGGUGGCCACGCCCUUAAUUAUGCAGAAUUUUUAGGCUUAAUAUAAUUUAAAUGGAUGAGAUAUAAAACUGUUUACCCCUCUUACAGUUGUCACGAAGGGCAAGAUUAGCUAUAUAGACCAAAAUCAUUUUUUGUACCAGGCUGUGAACAUGAUUUGUUCUGCUAACAAGUUGGGCAAAGCAGCCAGUCGAUGAAUUGCAGUUUAGGUCACUUUCGUGUUGGUUUCACGAGAGAGAACGGAAGAUUGCCGCUUGAUUUUUAUAAGUGUUAUUAGCUGUGUUGGAUGUAAAUGUGGUGUAUGUAGCUACCGUACUUAACAGCUUCAUUGAAUUUUACCAUAAAAAAUUGUCCUGUAAAGUCUGUUAUACAGUAUGUAGUUUAAUAGUUUUCUUUAUUUAAACACUUUUAAUAUACUGUACUUAGUCAAUACUAAUGAAAACCUAUACACACGAUAUUGUAUGGUAGCUUAUCAACUAUAUCUGCAGGUAAACACCCUUUGUCCCUUUAGAGGGUUGAAUGAACCUUCGCUUAGUUGUUAUUGUAUAAAUAUAUCAGUAUGCACAGAAUGACAGUGGAGACAAAGUUGUGAUUGUAGUUUUGUGGCGUACACUGUACUCAAAAAAGGCUUACUGUACCAUUAUAAUGAUUUUGCAUGCUACCAAUUUAGAUGCUCAAUGUACAAAAUAUCGCAAGUUCCAAUAAACCAUAAGUUACAUAUUUGUUGUUCUUUUUUUCAUGAUAACGAGUGAACGUGUCAAAAUGGAGUUGACUUUUUACUUUCAUGUACAUUAAGAAAAAGCCAAAAAUGAAGAGUCAUGCAUGCACUUAUCUUGUAAGAUUUUUCCUAGCUAAAACAGAUGCCUGCAUUGGGUAAGAAUACAGGAUUCCGGCUUUUAACCUGUCUACUGUGGUCAUACGGUUGAUUUUUUUUCCG